Messenger RNA from Spea bombifrons (plains spadefoot toad), 1507 nucleotides. It is a transcript of the gene MMACHC, whose product is annotated as metabolism of cobalamin associated C. Gene Ontology annotation, molecular function: cyanocobalamin reductase (cyanide-eliminating) (NADP+) activity; demethylase activity; FAD binding. Bases 41 to 778 code for a protein of 245 amino acids. Gene Ontology annotation, cellular component: cytoplasm. Lineage: Eukaryota; Metazoa; Chordata; Amphibia; Anura; Pelobatidae. Gene Ontology annotation, biological process: cobalamin metabolic process. The record is from RefSeq and is a predicted model, not a curated record. The transcript is spliced from 4 exons.
UGGAAGUUUGACUGUGGCAGCGGACGGAUUGGCAGCUGUUAUGGUGACACACGUGGAGCUGCGGGAACAGCUGCAGGAGAUUCUGCAACCUUUUGGGUUUGAGGUUUAUCCCUUUCAGAUUGGCUGGUACAAUGCGGUGCUGGAUCAAGCCUUCCACCUCCCGUACCCAGGAGAUACUUUGGCUUUUGUUGUCCUUAGUGCCCCGUCGAUGUUUGAAAGGGCCUUCAAACCGUUCCUCUGUGACCACAAGCUGCAGAGCCUCCGGGAUCCUAUCGAUCAGUGUAUCUCCUACCACAUAUCCCUAGCAAAGGAGCGAUUUGCCUCCCGCGAGAUCGAUGUUAUCUACGACUACGAGCUCCAUCCCAACCGACGGCCCAAGGUUUUGAUGCAGACGGCGGCUCACGUGUCCGGCGCGACCUAUUAUUAUCAGCGCAAGGAUGUAACGGACGAUCCCUGGGGAGAAAAGAAGAUGUUUGGUGUCUGUAUACACCCCAGGUUCGGCGGCUGGUUUGCGAUCAGGGCUGUGUUGGUGUUCAAAGAGGUUCAGGCUCCGAACCUGGAGCAGAGCCUCCCUAUAGACUGCAUACCCUGCCGGGAAGAUAGGAUCCGGUUGCUGGAGGACUUUAACUUUCGUUGGAGAGAUGGCAAGUACCGCGAUGUGCUUCCAGCGGAGCAGCGAUACUCUGCAGAACAGACCCUUUACUUUGCGACUCCGCCAGCAGAGAGGCUUAAGCUGCUGGAGCUUUGGGGUACAAUUCAACCAAGUCCUCCCUGUUGACCCUGGGAAGGGCAGAUAGUUUUAAUAAAAUAGCAAGACUAUAAACUGACCCGUCGUUAAAACUGUAUCCCAUGUCAGUAACCUGUAAAGAUUCUAUAUCUAUUUAUUGAAAAUUGGAGGUAGUGAAACAUUUAGAGAGAGUGAGAGGGCCUACCACGAAUUUCGGUGCUGGGACCAGUUACAGUUACCCUCUGAUCACUCUGGCUCUGAAGGAAUUGAUGUCUAUUUAAGAUAAUAUAUUACUGUAUUUUAAUUGGUUUGCGGGGAUAAAAUAUUUUGGUACUCGGAAGGUAUUUUAUUUAUGGAUUAUUUUAGUUAUUUUAGUAAGCUUGGUUGAGCAGGGCCCCUUCUUACCUUUUUUGUUUCUGUCAAAUUAUAUUAUAAACUACUUCUGCCCUGUUUACCAAUUGUACAGCGCUUUGGAAUAUCAUGGUUUUAUGUUAUAAUAGUAAUAUUAUAAGGGGGGGGGGCACAUUGGGUUAUCAAACUGGUCUAUGGACCGCAAGUUAGUUCUUAGGAUGAAUAACCUAGAAGGUACGGUGUUUUGUUUUUUUUACGAGACAUAUUUAAGUUGCUCCAAAAAAAUGUAUUUUCAGAAUUACAAAGUGCAACCCAAGUGCUUUGUCUAGAAUGGUCAAACCGCGCCAAGUUUAAGAACCACCAAUUUCUGAUACUGUAAUGUAACCAACAUUAAUUGGUGCUGGAAGAAUAAAAUAUAUGUUUAUACAA